Molecule: messenger RNA, 847 nt
Organism: Austrofundulus limnaeus
Lineage: Eukaryota; Metazoa; Chordata; Actinopteri; Cyprinodontiformes; Rivulidae
Product: protein-methionine sulfoxide oxidase mical1
Molecular function (GO): FAD binding
Source: RefSeq, a predicted model, not a curated record
UGUUUGGUGCUGGGUGCUGGACCAUGUGGACUGAGGACCGCCAUCGAGCUGGCCCUGUUGGGGGCUCAGGUGGUGGUGCUGGAGAAGAGGGAGGAGUUCACCAGGAACAAUGUUCUCCACCUGUGGCCCUUCACCAUCUACGACCUCCGAGAGCUCGGAGCCAAAAUGUUCUACGGCAAAUUCUGCUCAGGCUCUCUGGACCACAUCAGUGAGUGACUUUUAAAACUCUGUAAACCAACCGUAACCUGACAGGAGCUGUCACAGGACCUACACCCAGCCUGAUGGAUACGUUUUAGUGAUGUGGAGCAGCUCAACAUCAGAGGAUCUUUGAUGUAUCUGCACUGCUGAACGGCUGCAUCACAGCUUUUAGCUGCAGUGCUUCAUCAUGUCCAUGAUAACGGCCCUAAAUAUAGAUAUCUGUCUGAUUCAUGUGCACAGAGAAGUUCUYUUUCUAACCACAAACAACUCUUUAAACUCAGUAAAUAAAGGAGGACAGGCAGAAACAAUGCCUUUUUUCAUGUCAGCAACAUUAAAAUAAUGAGGGAAACAUGCAAAACUUUAUAUCAUCAAACUGGUCUGGAGCUGCUUAAAGUCAGACGUUAUGUUUUUAACACCUGUAAAGUAGAUUUGGACAAAAUCAGAUUGUGAGCAAUCAGUUUGUCACCAAAUAAUAUUUGUGCACUUGGAGAUUAGUGACUUGUGUCAAUGCAGCGUGGAGCUUGUAAGGGAUAUGUGACUUAUGUAAAAUAGGUCUCCCUACAUCUUAUCAUAACAAAGUUAUGAGAGAAAAUUUUACCAAGGUUUUUUCUCAUUAAUAUUUGUCUGUACAAAGUGAAGGGUGACACAA